Molecule: messenger RNA, 291 nt
Organism: Parnassius apollo (apollo)
Lineage: Eukaryota; Metazoa; Arthropoda; Insecta; Lepidoptera; Papilionidae
Source: the annotation of a GenBank genome assembly
AUGGCUGGUGGUCUACCUCUGGAGGUGAACGAUGCAUGGGCUCGUAUUGCUGAGGAAAUGUUAGUACCAGUUUCCGAAAUUAAAAGGAAAAAGGAAACCUUGUUAGCAGCUUUCCGGCUGAAUCAUAAAAAAGUUGUCGCCUCUCUCAAAUCUGGUGCCGGAGAAGACGAGGUGUUUAAACCUAUAUGGGUCUUUUAUGACGCUUUAGCGGCCUUUAUGAUUGACGUGUAUGAGUGCAAGUCGGUACUUGUUACGGCGGACAAAGUCGAUAUAAGUAAAACUUUACCUUAG